Messenger RNA from Moesziomyces aphidis, 1035 nucleotides. Lineage: Eukaryota; Fungi; Basidiomycota; Ustilaginomycetes; Ustilaginales; Ustilaginaceae. The record is from the annotation of a GenBank genome assembly.
AUGACGGCGAGCGGAAAGAUUCGGAAAUGCGCGCCAUCAGAAGAAGAGCUGGAAGGAUCAACUGACAAGGAGGGCGUGGGCAGUGCGAAGGCGCGUGCUCAUGACAGUAAAGGCAAAGAUGCUUCGGAACUCAUCAGCCACGAAGACAAGAUGCGUGCUUUGGCCGGCAUCAGCUACGAUGACUUUGCCAAUCUCAUGACGGAAAGACGGCCCUCGGCUCCUGCACCGAAGUUCAAAGUGGUUCACUAUUAUCCGCGAUCGUCGAUCUUGGACGACGAGCUCUCUACGAUCUCUCCUUUUGGAUGCUUGGGACUUGUUCAGCAUCGUUUCAAGCAAACAUUCAACUCUGUCUCCGAGGACCCAUGCAGCAGAUUCCGCGGUAGAGUCCUAACAUGUAUCGACGGAAUCAGCAGGGAGGAUUUUUUCGUUGGCAGUCCUUUUUGGAUAGGACGUACGGCGCAUUUUGAUGUAACCCUCUUCAAUACGGCUUUCCACAACGAGCUUUGGCGUGCGGGAGCCAGCAGCCAUGCCGAAUCCUACUCGUACGGCACCGCCCACGCCCCAAUUGGACCGGAUCAGGUGUUGCUCCUGGUCAACACGCUCGACCUUGGGGUCAGUCUGCUCGAUGUUGCCAAGCAAGUUAAGAGCAAGGUCGACCAAUCCGUCGAGAUUACGAUCGAAACCCUUCAGAAUGUCCUGAUCAUCUCAACUUCGAAGGAUCCGUCUAUCUCCUCGGCAAGUUUCGCACUCCAUUUGUCUUGUGCAGCUUCGACAGCUCUUUCGACAUUAAGUAAUUACGUACGUCAGUACGAGCUUCGCGAAUCGGUAGAGAUUACUAACACCUUCAGCAUUCACUCGGAGCUGCCUACAAGGGAGGAAAACCACCAUCUCGAGUUCGAGGGAACUGUUUAUGCUCUGGGCAGGUACCGCAGCAUUCGCGAUUUCGUCCCGGAUUGCUUCAUCGUGGACCUCAGCGGUAUGGAGUUUGCCGGAAACGAGAAUCGAAUCUACUGCCUUACCCAGCACGACGUCUGA